Dermatophagoides farinae (American house dust mite) is the source of this 1247-nucleotide messenger RNA. RefSeq names its product casein kinase I. Gene Ontology annotation, molecular function: protein kinase activity; ATP binding. Gene Ontology annotation, biological process: protein phosphorylation. The record is from RefSeq and is a predicted model, not a curated record. Lineage: Eukaryota; Metazoa; Arthropoda; Arachnida; Sarcoptiformes; Pyroglyphidae.
AAUUGUCUAAAACGUUGAUGAAAAUGAGUGAAAAAUCACCAACAACAUCAACAUCGAAUUCAUUGAAUCAAUUUACAUUCAAUGAAUCGUCAACAUUUCCGUUGGAAGGUGCAGAAAUUAAAGAUUCACCAUUUAUAUUGAUACAAGGUCUUUCAAUUGCUGCUGGAAGUUUUGGUCAAGUAUAUCUAACACGUAAUGUAAAAACAAAUGAAAUUUGUGCCACAAAAUUAGUCCGGAAAGAUAAUCCAAAUGCAAAACUUCGAAAAGAAUAUGAUUGGUAUCGUAUCCUGGGACCAUUACCUGGACUGCCAAAAAUAUAUCAUUUUGGUGAAUGCGGACCAUAUGAUGCUAUGGUUAUGGAAUUAUUAGGACCAAAUCUUGAAGAAUUAAUGGUGACAAAUAAUUCACGUUUAAAUCUACGUACAACAACACAGAUUGCCAUUAUGAUAUUGGAAAUAAUUCGUUCUGUGCAUUCGAAAAAAAUUAUUUUCUGCAAUGUUAAACCGGAAAAUUUCUGCCUUGGACGUCCAGCCACUCCUAAAGCAAAUCAGGUUCAUAUGGUUGGUCUUAUUAAUGCCAAGUUAUUUGAAACAGCCGAUUCGAAACAUAUACCGAAAAUUUCAACAAAUAAUAAUGAACCGAAAAAAUUCGGUGUAUAUGGUACACCACGUUAUAUGAGCCUACAUGCACAUAAAGGUAAAGAAUUAAGUCGUCGUGAUGAUCUUGAAUCCAUUGGUUAUAUGUUAUUGUAUUUUGUACAUGGUAAGCUACCAUGGCAAGGACUUCCGGUGAAUAAUUCUAGCAAUACAGGCAAUAAUGAUAAAUAUGAAAAUAUUUUCAUUACAAAAAAAAUGAUACAUCUCGAUGAACUGUGUGCCAAUCUACCACCAGAAUAUUAUCAUUAUAUGCUUUAUGUACGUAGUUUGAAAUUUGCACAAGAACCAAAUUAUCGUUAUUUGAUUACAAUGUUUACCAAAUUAUUAUAUCGUAUCAAUAUGGAUCAAUCACGGCUGGUAUCACCAUUAACCAAUGAUUUGGCAGCAAUUACAAUGGAUGAACAAUCAUCAUUGAAUAAUAAAAAUGAAUCCAACAAUAAUAAAAAUAAAAAUCAUCAAACUACAAUCGAUUCAUCAUCAUCAUCAUCACGAAAACAAGUUUCAUUCAAAAUUGAUCAUGAAACAUUAGAUUGAAAAUUCAGCAAAAAAAAAAUUACCAAUUUUUGUCAAACUUGAUUUUUUGUUUACAUU